GAAGGUACGUCGAGUACUGUAAAACGUACUACUUCCGGAUAUGUAAACCUAUCCUUUCUUUUUUUGUAGGUAGAGCGCUUGUAGUAAGGAGCCCUCAGCAAUACCGACAUCCAUUUUUAUCCGACUUCAUACGCAAAGCAACUGGACAUAUUUUGGAACGCGAUUUUAUCAUGUUUUGUAAAUGUGCUGCGGACUUUUUAAGAGCGCUGCGGCCCGCGCCUCCUCGGUUUGGAGUUUUAAAUCUGACCGCUCUAAACGCAUCUAUGUCGGCUAACAGAACGUCCUGGUCCCGCUGGACACAUAUGCGGGAAUCAAGUAACGCCGCCUGGACACCCAAGGUUCCUCAAGCACCCACAUGGGAGCCCGUAGCUGAAAAUCAACUACCACCGGCAACAAGAGUUUCACCAGAUUUAGUGGACAAGCUGGAGAGACUGGCGCUUGUUGAUUUCGGCAGUGAGGAAGGAGUGGACUGUCUGGAGAAAGCCAUCCGGUUUGCUGAUCAGCUUCAUGUCGUUAACACUGACGGUGUGGAACCAAUGGAUUCAGUUCUAGAGGACAGAGAGCUGUAUCUGAGAGAUGAUACCGUAACUGAGGGUGAAUGUGCCGAAGAGUUGCUCCAGCUGGCCAAACGCACAGUAGAGGAAUACUUUCUGGCACCUCCAGGAAACAUCCCACUCCCAAAAAGAGAAGAGAGAUCUGCUAUGCUUAAGGACUCCGAAUUUUGAUGUAAACGUAACACUGGCUCUGGCGUGCAUUAUAAUAAAUAUUUAUUUCAAAAUA
Messenger RNA from Danio aesculapii, 780 nucleotides. RefSeq names its product glutamyl-tRNA amidotransferase subunit C (gene gatc). The record is from RefSeq and is a predicted model, not a curated record. Gene Ontology annotation, biological process: glutaminyl-tRNAGln biosynthesis via transamidation; mitochondrial translation; regulation of translational fidelity. The transcript is spliced from 5 exons. Gene Ontology annotation, cellular component: glutamyl-tRNA(Gln) amidotransferase complex; mitochondrion. Gene Ontology annotation, molecular function: glutaminyl-tRNA synthase (glutamine-hydrolyzing) activity. The coding region runs from base 171 to 725 and encodes 184 amino acids. Lineage: Eukaryota; Metazoa; Chordata; Actinopteri; Cypriniformes; Danionidae.